Protopolystoma xenopodis is the source of this 186-nucleotide messenger RNA. Lineage: Eukaryota; Metazoa; Platyhelminthes; Monogenea; Polystomatidea; Polystomatidae. The record is from the annotation of a GenBank genome assembly.
AUGUUUCAUGGAGGUACGAACUUUGGACUCUGGUCCGGAGCCAAUGACCCACCGUUUCAGUCAGACACAACCAGCUACGACUACGAUGCUCCUUUGAGUGAAGCUGGUGAUGCUACAUUUAAAUACAUGUAUCUACGCCAAAAAUUAAUGGAGGUGAGCUUUGCUAAGAGUAUAAUCGUAUUAUAG